Molecule: messenger RNA, 2475 nt
Organism: Saccharomyces paradoxus
Lineage: Eukaryota; Fungi; Ascomycota; Saccharomycetes; Saccharomycetales; Saccharomycetaceae
Gene: FOL1
Product: trifunctional dihydropteroate synthetase/dihydrohydroxymethylpterin pyrophosphokinase/dihydroneopterin aldolase FOL1
Exons: 1
Coding region: 1-2475 (824 amino acids)
Biological process (GO): tetrahydrofolate biosynthetic process
Cellular component (GO): mitochondrial envelope
Molecular function (GO): dihydroneopterin aldolase activity; 2-amino-4-hydroxy-6-hydroxymethyldihydropteridine diphosphokinase activity; dihydropteroate synthase activity
Source: RefSeq, a predicted model, not a curated record
AUGUCAAAGCUAUUUUCUACCGUCAGUUCCGCAAGACAUAGUGUACCACUAGGCGGCAUGAAAGAUUAUGUGCAUAUUAAGAAACUAGAGAUGAAUACGAUUCUUGGACCCGAUUCCUGGAAUCAAUUAAUGCCUCAGAAAUGUCUGUUAAGCUUGGAUAUGGGUACAGAUUUUAGUAAGUCUGCGGCUAUGGAUGAUUUGAAGUAUUCUCUAAAUUAUGCUGUUAUUUCUCGUGAUUUGACAAAUUUCGUUAGUAAAAAAAAAAAUUGGGGCUCUGUUUCCAAUUUGGCUAAAUCCGUGUCCCAGUUUGUUAUGGAUAAAUAUUCUGGUGUUGAGAGUCUGAAUUUGGAAGUGCAGGCGGAUACAACCCAUAUUAGAAGUGACCACAUAUCUUGUAUCAUUCAACAAGAAAGAGGAGAUCCAGAAUCACAGGAAUUUGACGUUGUUAGAAUAUCUGAGCUGAAAAUGUUGACUUUGAUUGGUGUUUUUACCUUUGAGAGGCUUAAGAAGCAGUAUGUCACAUUGGAUAUAAAACUACCUUGGCCAAAGAAAGCCGAAUUGGCGCCCCCAGUUCAGAGUAUCAUUGAUGAAGUUGUCAAAUUUGUAGAAGAAUCAAACUUCAAGACUGUAGAAGCUUUGGUGGAAUCUGUGUCAGCUAUCAUUGCCCAUAACGAGUAUUUUCAAAAGUGUCCAGAUUCGCCAUUGGUAGUUAAGGUUUUGAAGUUAAAUGCAAUCACGGCUACGGAAGGUGUUGGUGUAAGCUGUAUUCGAGAGCCUAGGGAGAUCGGGGUGGCAAAUUUGUCACAUGUUUCCUCCAUACAUGAUUCAUCUGAUAUUAAAUUCGAACUACCGUCACUACAAAACACUUCUACGGAAGGUAAAGACACAUGGAAAAGAGCAUAUUUAGCGUUUGGUUCUAACAUUGGGGAUCGCUUCAAGAAUAUUCAAACGGCAUUGCAAUUACUAUCAAGGGAAAAAACUGUUAAAUUGCUGAAUAUAUCAUCUAUUUUUGAAAGCGAACCAAUGUAUUUCAAGGAUCAAACCCCUUUCAUGAAUGGAUGCGUUGAGCUGGAGACCCUGCUGACUCCAAGUGAGCUAUUAAAAUUGUGCAAAAAAAUUGAAUACGAAGAGUUGCGAAGAGUCAAGCAUUUUGAUAAUGGUCCGAGAACAAUAGAUCUGGAUAUUAUUAUGUUUUUGAAUAGUGUCGGAGAAGAAAUCAUAGUAAAUGAACCGGAUUUGAAUAUACCGCAUCCUAGGAUGUUGGAAAGAACAUUUGUCCUUGAGCCGUUAUGUGAGCUACUUUCGCCCUUACAGCUUCAUCCUGUGACAGCGGAGCCUAUAGUAGACCAUUUAAAACAGUUGUACGAAAAACAACAUGAUGAAGAUACCUUGUGGAAAUUAGUUCCAUUGCCUUAUCGUGAUGAUGCGGAACCUAGAUUUCUGAAAUUCAAGACCGCUACAAAAAUCGAUGAAUUUACUGGUGAAACAAGCAGAAUUACUAUUUCACCUACAUAUGUCAUGGGUAUUUUCAAUGCUACGCCAGAUUCCUUUUCCGAUGGAGGUGAACAUUUUGCGGAUACUAAGAGUCAAUUGGAUUAUGUCAUUAAAAUGUGUAAAGACACUUUGUAUUUACAUGAGAGCGUAAUUAUCGACGUUGGAGGAUGUUCUACCAGGCCUAAUUCUAUUCAGGUGUCUGAGGAAGAAGAAAUUCAAAGGUCUAUUCCAUUAAUUAAGGCCAUCAGGGAAAACUCCGAGUUGCCGCAGGAUAAGCUCAUACUAUCCAUUGAUACCUACCGUUCUAAAGUCGCUAAAGAAGCGAUUGCAGCAGGGGUAGAUAUUAUUAAUGAUAUUUCUGGAGGUUUAUUUGACAGCAACAUGUUUCCUGUAAUUGCAGAGAAUCCAGAAAUUUGUUAUAUUUUGUCACACACUCGUGGCGAUAUUGCAACGAUGAAUAAACUAGCACAUUAUGAAGAUUUUGCAUUAGGCGAUUUUAUUCAACAAGAGUUUGUUUAUAACACCAGUAUCCAGCAGUUAGAUAAAUUGAAAGAUAUAACAACGUUAAUUAGGAAUGUUGGUCAAGAAAUUGGGCAAAGAUAUAUCAAAGCAAUCAAUAAUGGAGUGAAACGCUGGCAAAUUAUAAUCGAUCCUGGACUUGGUUUUGCGAAAAAUUGGAAACAGAACUUACAAAUUAUUAGACAUAUCCCCAUUUUAAAGAAUUAUUCAUUCAUCAUGAACUCAAGGAACUCCCAAGUGUAUGUUAACCUCAGAAAUAUUCCCGUUUUAUUGGGUCCAUCGCGCAAAAAAUUCAUUGGGCAUAUCACAAAAGAUAUAGAUGCAAAGCACAGAGAUUUUGCCACUGGAGCUGUAGUAGCAUCGUGUAUUGGAUUCGGUAGUGACAUGGUCAGGGUUCAUGACGUGAAAAAUUGUUCGAAGAGCAUUAAAUUAGCAGAUGCUAUUUAUAAAGGUUUGGAAUAA